Quercus robur (English oak) is the source of this 858-nucleotide messenger RNA. RefSeq lists its product as uncharacterized. Gene Ontology annotation, molecular function: nucleic acid binding; RNA-DNA hybrid ribonuclease activity. The record is from RefSeq and is a predicted model, not a curated record. The transcript has a single exon. Bases 1 to 858 code for a protein of 285 amino acids. NCBI's taxonomy places the organism in Eukaryota, Viridiplantae, Streptophyta, Magnoliopsida, Fagales, Fagaceae.
AUGUGUGACCUUUGUGGGGAGUGUGAAUCAUCGGGUCAUAUUCUUUGGGGGUGUAAAGUAGCAAAAGAAGCCUGGAGUGAGACAAGCUUCAAGCUAGACAGACUUGACUGCCCCCCAAAGGAAUUCCUCGAUGUGGUGUGGUUGCUAAUGGCUUCCUCAGGUGAGAAGGAUUGGGAGAAGUUUGCUGUCACGGUGUGGCUGCUUUGGAACAACAGAAAUGCUGUCAGGUUUGGGGGUAAAUGCAAGAAUGGAAAGACCAUUGAAGGGGAAGCAAGGAUUUAUAUGGAAGAAUUUCGAGCGGCUUGUCUGAAUGUGGGCCAAAAAACCCAGCCAGCCACUCGAGUUAAACAUUGGACUCCUCCUACUCAAGGUAAGUAUAAGGUAAACGUUGAUGCAGUUGUGUUUAAGGAGCAAAGGUGCUGUGGUCUUGGGGUGGUCAUUAGAAAUGACAAAGGACAGAUGAUGGGGGCAUUAUGUAAGAAGGUUGCUGCGCCUUGGGGAGCCUUAGAAGCCGAAGCAAAAGCUGCUGAAACAUGUAUUUUGUUAGCUUGGGACCUGGGAUUGAGGGACAUUAUGGUGGAAAGGGACUCUCAGCUAGUAAUGCUUGCGCUAAAUGGUUUUGGUUUCCCAGCUUCAGUCAUCCAAAAGGUGGUUGAAGGCUCACAGAGGUGCCUUAGCCACUUCAAGUCCUGGAGGGCUGAUCACGUCAAAAGGAAUAACAAUAGGGCUGCUCACUUACUUGCUAGGAAUGCUUUGCAUGUUGCUGAUUGUGUUAUAUGGGUGGAGGACACUCCCCCUGUUAUUGAACUCCAAAUUCAAAAUGAUGUACUUUUAAUGGACCUUGGUCCGUAUCAAUGA